AUGGCCAUGUCAAAAACAUCCGACGCCGAGUCAACAGACGAUUGUUCACGUUCGACCACACCCAACUCUACAUCAACAUAUCAAUACUCACAUGAACCUUUUGAGACCUUCCGCGAAAAGGUCACAGAUUUGGCACACCAGAUUGGCACAAAAUCUAUUAACAACAUUGUACGUCUACCGGGAGGGAGUUUUAACAGGAUAAUUGCGGCGGACCUGCACCACCACGAUCCAGCAUCUGCAGUGCAAAAGGUCGUGUUACGAAUUCCACGCUUUGCAGCGGACGGAGACUCGAUCAAUGCUCCAUUCUCGGAGGCGCUCCGCGGUCUGGAAAUACAGACGCCACACGUCCUUGCUUAUGAUUGUACUUCGGACAACGCUCUUGGUAUGCCAUUCUCGUUGCAGACGCGAAUUGAGGGCCAAGGCUUAGAUCUUGUAUACCACGAGAUGAGUCGCGAUGAGAGGCUCAUCAUAGCGCACGAAUUGGCAAACAUCUUGGCGGCCAUUGAGAGGAUAAAGUUCGAGAAUCCAGGCCGACUGUGCUGCUCCGAAGCGGUUCCUCUGCGCAGAAAAAUGGAUGAUAUAGAUGAUCCAAACUCCUCAAAGAAAUUGCUCGUACAAGGGUUUGGCGUUGGCAUUGGACCUCCCGAAUCAAAAGUAGUCACUGAGACAACGUCAUCACUGCAAGAGCUUCUAAGCACGCAGUUGAAUGCCUGGUUACAGCACAAGCUUUCAGAUGAUCGCAGAUCUUUCGUGGCCGACAUGUUCCAACGAUUAAAAGACAUUUGCACACAGAUGGCAAAACUGGGAUUCUUCCAGCAGCGAGCUUCCACGAAUUUUAACGUGCUCUACCAUUGGGACUUGGAACCGCGCAACAUCAUCGUUGGAGCCAGGGUUCUCGAUCCAUAUUUGAAUACAGACGGAAAUGGCAACCUCCAUAUCACGGGCAUAUUGGACUGGGAUGACGCCUUGAGCGUCCCCGCCGCUCUCGCACGCAAACCACCAGUCUGGCUCUGGGAUUUCUCCGACGAUGAAACCCUUCCCUCAUCUAUCCUUGCACAUUACGAUGGAGACGUGGACUUGCUACCCCCAGAACUCUAUAACGAGAGCGGUACACGUCUCUCAGAAUCAGAUCUACAAGUGAAACAGUUCUUCGAGACAGCAAUCUCAGAACAGCUUUAUGGCGGUUCGGGUCCUGCGAGUCGAGAAGCCUAUCUUGAUGAUGCUUAUGGACAAGGAAGAUGGGUCCGACGACUGUGGAGAUUUGCUCGAGAUGGAUUCAGCGAUAGCCAGCAUAUCACACGAUUCAAGGAGUUUGACAGGGCUUGGUCGGACGGUAUCUCGUUCCAGUUGAUCUUGAGUCUCUCCUUGCUAUUGACUCACUGUGUUUUCGCUCGACACACCUUGCUCAAGAUCCACUACAUUGACCACCGGCUUCUCAUCCUUGCACUGUUCUUCAGUCUCUGCCUGUCCAACGUCAAUGCCAAACCUCCUGUUACCGUCUUUUUUGGUCCACCAGCCAAUGCUGAACAGAUGAUCCUUCAAAGGCACACUUUGACCCAUCUUAGUAUUGCUAAGUGCUUCCGAGCCAGGAGGUACGAGAUGCAAGAACUCAGCGCCGGCAAGCAGACUCGUUUGCGCGGCUAUACUGCAUGGGUCUUGGGGGACCAGCUGCUUGGAAUCGACGAGCCAGAGUGA
Messenger RNA from Aureobasidium uvarum, 1695 nucleotides. The record is from the annotation of a GenBank genome assembly. NCBI's taxonomy places the organism in Eukaryota, Fungi, Ascomycota, Dothideomycetes, Dothideales, Saccotheciaceae.